Messenger RNA from Kogia breviceps (pygmy sperm whale), 3519 nucleotides. RefSeq names its product tribbles pseudokinase 2 (gene TRIB2). Gene Ontology annotation, biological process: protein phosphorylation; regulation of MAP kinase activity; positive regulation of proteasomal ubiquitin-dependent protein catabolic process. NCBI's taxonomy places the organism in Eukaryota, Metazoa, Chordata, Mammalia, Artiodactyla, Physeteridae. Gene Ontology annotation, cellular component: nucleus. The record is from RefSeq and is a predicted model, not a curated record. Gene Ontology annotation, molecular function: ATP binding; protein kinase activity; mitogen-activated protein kinase kinase binding.
CACACACGCGCACACACUGCCCCGCUCGCUCCGAGAUCCCCGGCCACGUAAGUAACUAUUAAUACCGCCUCGCCGAGAGAUGCGGGCGUGCUGAGCUCGGGGAUUGGCCUCGGGCACCGUCGGCCGUCCCCUUCAAUUUUAAGUACACAUUCCUCUUACCUCCGGUUGGGGGAAGAACAAAAUAAAGAAGAAGAAAAGCCGUCAAUUUUCUCCAAAACAAACCCCGCCAGGCAAUUUGGGUUGAGGGUAGGGGGAGACGGAGUGGUUGCAAAUUAUUUCAAGGCGAGAUCCAGUUACCGAACGAGAAAGGAGCAGCGCGGGUUGACUGGGCUGGGGGUGCAUCCCCUUCCAGGGCCGGGAGGACCCCCGGAAGCUCGUGCCGGGGAAAUCGGAGACCGUUGAUCUACCCUUAUCCCUGCCCGCACUUCUCGCUUUAUUCGGAGGACGAUCUGGAGCGCGAGGGAGCGGCGACAGCAUGAGCCGGUGCUGACCUCCGCCCGGAGGGCCAAGCCCUGGGCUUUGCCGCGGUACCUGUGCCCGGACCACAACUCUGUACCCAGCUUUUGCAAUCUUUUGUUGGCAGCGCUGACCGCUCUAAGUUAAAUGCUCCCUUGCUAUUUUUUUUGUCUGUUUGUUUAAAUUUUGGAGCCCUCUCGCGGUCUUGGAAAAGACUCAGACGCCAUCUACAGUUAAAACGUAGGUAACUACCCUCUCCGGCACCCCCCCUUCCACGCCCCCCACCCUUUCCACCAAAAAAGGGGGUGCAGCGCGGAUUCUGUCUGCGGUGCGGCGCGAGCCGGUACCCGUGCUUAUUUCCUUUUUCUUUUUUGUUUGGUUUCUAACGCGCUGAGACCAAGCAGCGGCCGUGCGCUCCCCGAAGAUUGCACAAACUACAGCCGGGCUCCUCCGCCCCGUCUGCGGUUCGGAAGCCUGCGUGGGGAUCGCUUCGGGAGACCCGGCGCUGCAGCUCCCCACCUUAGCAAUCUGGUUACUCGUCUAGAUCCACGCUGGAAGAAGAGAAAGAGAGAGAGAAACUAAAAGUGCGAAGAUUCUGCAAAUCGCUGGCGGCUUUGGGGUAACAAAAGGACCCGAGUUGCUUCCGACCGAGGACCCCCGGGAGCCGGGCUCGGAGCAGACAAGGUGCCCGGCGGCGCCCAUUUGGGGGCUUCUGACUCUUUCUCCACGUAGCCCCCUUCCCGUCCCCUCCCCUCUCGUUCCCUUUUAAAAUCCGUGGCACCGAGGCGCCUGCAGACGCACUCGCCAGCGACUCGUCUCUCCAGCGGGUUUUUUUGUUUGUCGAGUGCGACCCCCACACUCAUGAACAUACACAGGUCUACCCCCAUCACAAUAGCAAGAUAUGGGAGAUCGCGGAACAAAACCCAGGAUUUCGAAGAGUUGUCGUCUAUAAGGUCCGCCGAACCCAGCCAGAGUUUUAGCCCGAACCUCGGCUCCCCGAGCCCGCCUGAGACUCCGAACUUGUCGCAUUGCGUUUCUUGCAUCGGGAAAUACUUAUUGUUGGAACCUCUGGAGGGAGACCACGUUUUUCGUGCCGUGCAUCUGCACAGUGGAGAGGAGCUGGUGUGCAAGGUGUUUGAUAUCAGCUGCUACCAGGAGUCCCUGGCCCCCUGCUUUUGCCUGUCUGCCCACAGCAACAUCAACCAAAUCACCGAAAUUAUCCUGGGGGAGACGAAAGCUUAUGUGUUCUUUGAGCGCAGCUAUGGGGACAUGCAUUCCUUCGUUCGCACCUGCAAGAAGCUGAAGGAGGAGGAGGCGGCCAGGCUGUUCUACCAGAUCGCCUCAGCGGUGGCCCACUGCCACGAGGGGGGGCUGGUGCUGCGGGACCUCAAGCUGCGGAAAUUUAUCUUUAAGGACGAAGAAAGGACUCGGGUCAAGCUGGAAAGCCUGGAAGAUGCCUACAUUCUGCGGGGAGAUGAUGACUCCCUCUCCGACAAGCACGGCUGCCCAGCGUACGUCAGCCCGGAGAUCUUGAACACCAAUGGCAGCUACUCGGGCAAAGCAGCUGACGUGUGGAGCCUGGGAGUGAUGCUGUACACCAUGUUGGUUGGGCGGUACCCUUUCCAUGACAUUGAGCCCAGUUCCCUCUUCAGCAAGAUCCGGCGUGGCCAGUUCAACAUUCCAGAGACUCUGUCGCCCAAGGCCAAGUGCCUCAUCCGAAGCAUCCUGCGGCGGGAGCCCUCAGAGCGGCUGACCUCGCAGGAAAUUCUGGACCAUCCUUGGUUUUCUACAGAUUUUAGCGUCUCGAAUUCAGGAUAUGGUGCUAAGGAAGUGUCUGAUCAGCUGGUGCCGGAUGUCAACAUGGAAGAGAACUUGGACCCUUUCUUUAACUGAGCUCACGCCCCACAGUGACUUAGCAGGUACCAGGAGCAAGAGAGGGCAGUGGAGAGGACUUCUUCCAGGGAACACGUAUUGCCUGGUUGGGUAGCAAGAAAGACACUGACACUCACAGGCUUCUUGGUUCAAAGAAGGAAAACCGUCAAGGAGCUGACUGAACAUGUAGCAUGGGGACCAGAGAUGCGGGAUGGGGGCGGGCUCCGGGGUCCUGUCGGAUGGGCGGGAGCCCCCUGGAGCUUCUCUUGCCUAAUGGAGCCCCCCGGAGACUACCCCUGUCAGUUAGGCUGCUUCCGCCUACCCCACUUUCCAUUUUGUUCCAAAAUAGUUGCAGAUCCUGAUAGAAUCAAAACUCUCUGCCUCAAACAUACAUCUUGGCAUCGCACUGUUAGCAUUUAACUUCUUGUCAUGAUUCAGGGAAGGUACCAUUGGCCAAGGGUUUUUGUUUUUGUUUUUUUUCCUUUUUAAACAAGCCAACCACCUAUCUGAUAAUUCACGGGGUUCAUUUAAAAAAAAUUCGGUGCACACAGACUGACAUGAAACCUGGGUGCUAAAACUAAAAGAAAAUAAAAAUCCAUUUUGUGUCUCUUAAUUGCGUUCUUCAACUCAUUUCUUCUAAAUAAACUAUUGAAUAUCCUGAUCAGGAAAUGACAUGUUAAUACUUUGCUCCCUGAAGGGGGAAAAAAAUCUCUCUCCUUUAACCCACUAUUCUGUUUUGUGUCAGUUGGUUUAUGGCAGGAAGCUAUUAGAAGUCAAACUUCCAGAUGCAUUACGGCUAUCGUAGUUUAAAGAAAGAAAAAAGAGAGGAAGAUGAAAGGAAAAGAGAAAUUCAACUCCUUUUUUUUGUUUGUUUGUUUGUUUUUUGGUGAAUGAUGAGGGCUGCGUUACUGGCAUGCCUCUUUCCUGAGAUGAUAGUGUUAGUGUGAGAUCCUGGAUGCUCUCGGAGUCUGAAGCUUUUGUAACACUGAUCUCAACUAAACAUUUUGUCUUUGUUUUAUCGGCAACUAGUGAAACGAAGCAGGUUGUCCCACACGUAUAAAAUACAGGGCAGCUAUUGAGUUUUCUUUACGGAGUGUGAUCUCUUUUGGCUUGGAAGGCCCUCUGGUUAGGACAAAAAAACCUCAGUCGAGACAAGCGGGAAGGAAAAUAAGCUGAAAGCUAGGAUGAUAU